CACUGACAGCUGUCAUUGUAAUUAUAUGAUUAUAUGUUUAGUUUUAUCUGUAGUUGCUUAUCUUUAACAAAAUAGACAAAGUGUUUACAAAGCAGUAAAUUCGUUUAGAGAAAUGCAUUUAAAAUGGCGUAUUAACGCCCCAAUCUGUAAAAAUUUCUCUAGUUGACAUGUCCUGGAUCUUAAAUACUUGUUUAUAAAUUAAAAAUGUUCGUGAAACCUCAAGAAGUUCUUAUUGCUAAUGCAUUCUGGGAAACCGAAGAGACUUCUCUGUAUUUUGUAUUGCAACACCGCAAAGGCCAUGGCAAUGCCAAGGGUUUAUCCUCACUUCUUGUGGGCACUAUGGAUAGUAUUUUUGAUACAAAACCGGCACCCUACAGGAUAUUACAUCAAACUCCUUCAUCAGAAGUUUAUUAUUUGAUAGCUUGUUCUAUGACUAGGCAAGAAAUUUUGAAAGAUUGGGAGUGGCUCUUCAGUAAUGUAAGCGAAACUUUACAAUCAUUUGACAGUGAGGACGAUAUAACGGAUUUUGUUACUUGUAAAAUUGAAUCUGUAAUUGCUACAAGGCAUGAAGUAGAAGUUGAAGAUGAAGAUACAAAGUCCUUCAAAGUUACAUCUGACAAAUUUAUUCGUUUAUUUGGACUGCCCAAGGAUGAAAAACUUGUCAACUAUUACUCUUGUAGUUAUUGGAAAGGUAAAAUUCCCAGGCAAGGAUGGAUGUACCUUUCGAUAAAUUACUGCUGUUUCCAUGCUUUUAUCCUCGGGUUAGACACAAAAGUGUGCAUAAGAUGGUCGGAGGUUACUCAACUGAGCAAGAAAAACAGCAUAGUUUUUCCUGACUCCAUUCAAAUUUGUACUAGGGAGAAGGAAUACAAUUUCAGCAUGUUUUUGAGCAAAAAUGAGACGUUUGCCCUUAUGGAGCAACUUGUAGAUUUAGCUGUAAAAAGACUAAUAGACGACAAAAGAAGUUUUACAGAAGAUAAAGAACUACUAAGUAAACUGAGUAAAAAUGUUCCAAGGAAAGCUUCGUUUCUAAAGAGAGAUCUGGAUGCAAGGGCACAAUCAGAAGCUUACAGGUUAUUGUUCAGGUUGCCUUCAUCGGAAAAACUUGACGGAUCGAUUGACUGCACUUUGCUGACCCCUUACAACAAAAAACAUGUUACCGGAAGGCUGUUUUUGUCUCAGAAUUAUAUUUGUUUCGAGAGCAGAAAUCUCAACAAUUAUUUUAAGGUCAAAGCCCAAGUCAGUCUGGUGGUACCCCUUAGAGAUGUUACGGUGACAGAGAAAAUUGAGAAUAAUGCUUCAAACCAGGCGCUGGAUAAAGCGAUAAUUGUUUCUACUGGCAACGAUUUGAACAAGACGAAUUUUAUAUUUGCUCAAAUUUUGGAUAGGGAUUUUCUGGUAGAAAAGAUUUCGGAACUUCUGUCAAAAACCCAGGAGCCUAAGUCAUCUGAUACCAUGAGUACCAAAAGCAACAGCAGCAGUGAAAACUCUUCAGGCGAUAUAUCCUUUUCUCUUAUCGACAACAACUGGAAAUGUCAACAGGCUCUGAUGAAGGUGUUUCCCCUAAGUCCCAUUCCUGAGGUGAAUAAAAAACAACAGAAAAAGGCCAGAGAGUGGGAGGAACACUUCAACGUUUAUGGUAGGGGAGUAUCUAUGUACAGAACCACGGAAGUUGCUACGUUGGUAUUGCAGGGAGUACCAGACCACCUCCGGAUGGACAUCUGGAUGUCAUUCUCAGGUGCCGCUAACGAGAAAGCCUGCCACCCCGGCUACUACCGCGCCUUAGUUGGUAAGGCUCUCCUUCAGCACUCUACGGCUAACGAUGAAAUUGAACGUGAUCUUCACCGUUCCUUGCCAGAACACCCCGCUUUCCAGAAUCCCAUAGGAAUCGAUGCGCUUCGUAGGGUGCUUUGCGCUUAUGCGCUACAUAAUCCAAGCAUUGGGUACUGCCAGGCUAUGAAUAUCGUAGCAUCCGUUCUGCUGAUAUACUGCAACGAAGAGGAAGCUUUCUGGUUGUUAGCUACUCUCUGCGAGAACCUUUUGCCUGAUUAUUACAAUACCAGAGUGGUAGGAGCUGUCGUGGACCAAGGCAUUCUAGAUGAAUUAACCUUGGAGCAUUUGCCCAGUCUGCACGAUAAACUUAACCAGCUAGGUAUGACAAAUAUGAUCUCCCUCUCUUGGUUCCUGACCAUAUUCCUUUGUGUGAUGCCUUACGAAAGUGCCGUGAACGUCAUGGAUUGCUUUUUUUAUGACGGCGCCAAAGUAAUAUUCCAAGUAGCUUUAAUGUUGUUGGAGUGGAACCAGGAAAAACUGCUGCAGUGUAGAGACGAAGGAGAAGCCAUGCAGCUCCUUGCAGAUUAUUUGAUGGGUGUAUUCAAUGACGAGGGAAGAGGUGCAAUUAGAAACAAGAGCUACGAUGACCAGAAAAGGAGCACUUCCAUUCAGGUUCUGAUCUACGAAGCAUAUAGGAAAUACGGAUUUCUGACCACCGGCCAGAUAGAAAGGCUGCGUCUGAAGCACCGCCUCAAAGUAGUGCAAGAAUUGGAAGAUACUUGCGAGCGAAAUGUGUUAAGAUGCGUCGCAAGUGACGGAUUCUUCACUCAACAAGAAUUACUGGAUCUUUUAAGUUUAGUCAGAGAAGAGAUUAUAAGACAGAAAAAGUGCAUUCCAGACAAGCAUGAUCCUUCAUUACAACCAUACGAGGCGUAUAAGGUGGAUUUUGACUAUUUUAAAAUUUUAUUUGCUGCUCUGUCGCCUUGGGGUAAGGGAGAGAUGGCUGAAUCACUAGCUGCUAGAAUAUUCACGCUAAUGGACCAAAACAGAGAUGGUUACCUCAACUUCAGGGAACUGGUGAUGGCUCUCGGGCUUACCAGCACAGCGGAAGCUGCACAAAGGCUUAAAUUGCUCUAUGUCAUCCACCUUCCGCCUAUCCUGGUGAUGUCUGAUAUAGAAUCUCCCGCAAAAAGUGAAUGUGGCACAGAGAUCGCUGCCGAAGCUACCGAUUUCUUUCAGAACGUGGAGCAGAGCAUCAACCUUGAUUCGUUGAGCCUCAAUGAAGAAGCUGCCUCACCCACGACUCCUUACCAGUGGCAAAAAUCAUUUGAUUCGCAAUCCUCAACAGAAAAUUCUCUCGUCAGUCAGUUGAACGGUGCUGGUGAAUCGAACUGGGAGGCAAAGAGUCUAACAAACAUGAGAAACUUGGUUCAGUCUAAAGAUAGUAAAACCAAUCUCAAGUCGGUACCGAAAAUGUCCCAACCCCACUUUAUUACUUUGUGGAAGACUGUCUAUGACAUAUUUCAAACAGAACCUGAAGAUUUGGAUGUGUACCACGCUAUAGCUAAAGUUGGAACCUUACUUUUGGAAUUAGGCGAUGUUGGCAAACAAUUUUUUAUCAACAGAGAUGAGUCCGAAGACAGCUUAGUGUCUGCUGCAGCUGCUUGCAACUCGGGAAUGUUUAUAGAUGGGUCUCCUGAUAAAAAUGGAAACCCAUCCACUCCCAAAACUGAAAUUCAAUGGUACAUAACGGCGGAGCAGUUUUUAGCUUCUGUCUUGCACUCCCAACCAUUGGUCGACUUCUUUUCAAAAAGAGUAUCACUUUCUGAAAGCAUCCAGCAAUUCAAAAGUAGAAGAUAUUCUAGAAUGAAUUCUCUUUGUGAUGUACCUGGUAUAAAAGUGUAAUAAUCCCCACUUCCAUGUGUACCUGCACAACACAGAUUUAGAGUUUACAUCAGUUAUACUUUUCGUGCACGAAGCUUAUACAAAACAAAAAGUAACGUAGUUUCAAGAUUAUUGCUCCUCAUCAGUUACACUGUUUCUACAUGUUGGCGUUUAGUGUUAUCUGCACUUUUUUUAUUCCGGAAUAUCGAUCAGAAUUUGAAGUGAGUCCAAAUUAUUAUAUCUUUCGUAGUCGUUCAAAUUUCUAAACAAAUUUAUAAAGGAAUUAUGAAGAAGAUUGACAAUAAUGUAGAAUAAAAUGAUUAGUGAAGUGGAAGUAUAGCUGAAAUUAAAUAACUAUCUUUGGUUGAUUAUAGUCUGCCAUAAUUUCAGAUUUUUUGUUUUUGAUAUUGUACAUAAAUUUGAAGCAGAAAAAAGUUUAUGGAUCAUUUUGGAAAGGAAAAUU
Molecule: messenger RNA, 4120 nt
Organism: Anoplophora glabripennis (Asian longhorned beetle)
Lineage: Eukaryota; Metazoa; Arthropoda; Insecta; Coleoptera; Cerambycidae
Gene: Tbc1d8-9
Product: TBC1 domain family member 9
Exons: 19
Coding region: 205-3678 (1157 amino acids)
Molecular function (GO): calcium ion binding
Source: RefSeq, a predicted model, not a curated record